Molecule: messenger RNA, 4409 nt
Organism: Amblyraja radiata (thorny skate)
Lineage: Eukaryota; Metazoa; Chordata; Chondrichthyes; Rajiformes; Rajidae
Gene: asic2
Product: acid-sensing (proton-gated) ion channel 2
Exons: 9
Coding region: 770-2401 (543 amino acids)
Biological process (GO): sodium ion transmembrane transport
Cellular component (GO): plasma membrane
Molecular function (GO): ligand-gated sodium channel activity
Source: RefSeq, a predicted model, not a curated record
AUGAGAUCUACAAAGUGAAGGAGGGGUUGUGUCUUCUCGCGGCUCUGCUCUGCGCUUCGCUGGGGGAGGAGUGGAGGGGAUGCUGGAUUGGUAUGGAAACGGGUGAAGCCACAUCGUGAAUGCAACUGGAUGCGAUUUCGCCUGUCCCGGGGGGUAGCACAAGCGAAGCUCCAAGUUGCACCGGCGCUGCCCGGAGCCUCGCACAGUGCAUUGGAGGAGGGGGAGGAGGCGAGAGAGAGAUAGAUAGAGAGUUCAAACUAUGGGGAGCAAGUGUAAGGUGCAGCGGCGGAGAUUGGUAACACGCUGAGCACAUCUGAAGCCACGGACACCAUGCAUUCGCCUUCCAGUCAUGGACACCGGUCACUCUCAAUCGCGAGGGAAGCCGGCUGCGUGAGUCCGUGGGCGUAUGCAGCCCUCUCACUGAGUGUGAUAGAGAGAAGGCGGACAGGUCGCUCGCCCAUCCACGCUCACUGCAAUGCCAGUCAUUAAAGUUGAUGGAAUACAAAAAAAAAGGGAUUUCCAUUUUUUUUGCUGUUAUUUUCUUCUCAGAUGGAGCUCACAUGGUUUAAAAUGCAGAUAGACUCCGGCAUCGUGUGCCCGUCUUCGGUGUAAACCAGCAUCUACAGUUAUUUUCCUGCACUGGUUUUACAAUGAAGCCUGUUUGUGGGGGGGAAAAGUUCUGAAGAAUGACAGGGUUGUCGCCGCCUGUUUGAGAGCCGCCUUGAUUUGGAUUUUGGGAUUUGGACCCUGUGUGUAGCCGGCGGGCUGGAUGUGGGAAAGUGGCGUUGGGUUUUGCUUGGAGGACGUUGCAGUUAUCGGAGUGAGGCCCUGGGGAGACAUGGCCCCAGAGGGUCCCCGAGAAACCAGAGCCACCACCAACCCGCAGAGGGGCAAGGGGAAGGGCAGGCAUCCGAGCGUCAACAAGAUAACUCAGACGUUUGUGAAGAGGGUGAAGAUACACGGGAUUAAGUACAUCUGCUCGCAACACUACUCCCUGCACCGCCGAGCCGUCUGGUUCUUGGCUUUUUGUACCUCGCUGGGGUUCCUCAUCUCCUGGUCGUCCAACCGGUUCCUCUACCUGCUGUCCUUCCCGUCCCACACCCGCUUCCACAUGGACUGGAGCAAGGAGCUCAACUUCCCCGCCCUCACCAUCUGCAACAACAACCCCGUCCGCUUCUACCAGCUGACCAAAAGUGACCUGUACUACGCGGGCCAGUGGUUGGGACUGCUGAACGAGAACCGCACAGCACGGCCCCUGGUUAUUGAACUCCUCAAGGAAGACAGGCAGCAGUGGUUCCACAGACUCUCCGACUUUCGUCUCUUUCUGCCGCCCCGCAGUUUUGAGGGCAUCAGCCUGAAUUUCAUGGACCGCUUGGGCCACCAGUUGGAUGAUAUGCUUCUCUCUUGCAGAUACCGAGGGGACAUAUGUGGGCCACAGAAUUUUACCUCAGUUUUUACCAGAUAUGGAAAGUGCUACAUGUUUAACUCAGGGAGUGAUGACAAGCCUCUGCUGACCACUGUGCAAGGCGGUACCGGCAAUGGACUAGAGAUUAUGUUGGACAUUCAGCAAGAUGACUACCUACCAGUGUGGGGUGAAGCAGAAGACACAACGUUUGAGGCAGGGAUAAGAGUACAGCUGCACACUCAGUCCGAGCCACCAUUUGUACAUGAGCUGGGAUUUGGAGUUGCACCAGGAUUCCAGACAUUUGUUUCCACUCAAGAACAAAGGCUGAUAUACCUGCCGCCGCCCUGGGGAGACUGCCAAUCUGCAGCUGUCAACACAGACUUCUUCUCCAGCUACAGUAUCACGGCCUGCAGGAUCGACUGUGAAACCAGGUACCUGGUGGAGAACUGCAACUGUCGGAUGGUACACAUGCCGGGUGAUGCCCACUAUUGCACCCCAGAGCAAUACAAGGAGUGUGUGGAGCCUACCAUGGCCAUGUUGGCAGAGACCAACAAUAACUGUCUUUGCAAAACGCCGUGUUAUCUAACUCGAUACAACAAGGAGCUGUCCAUGGUGAAGAUUCCCAGUCGAACUUCUGCAAAAUAUCUUGAAAAGAAAUUUAACAAGACAGAAAAAUACAUCUCGGAGAAUAUUUUAGUGUUGGACGUUUUCUUCGAAGCCCUGAACUAUGAAACUAUUGAACAGAAGAAAGCGUAUGAGGUUGCAGGCUUACUCGGUGACAUUGGUGGCCAGAUGGGGUUAUUUAUUGGUGCUAGCAUUUUAACGAUACUAGAGCUCUUUGAUUACUUGUACGAGGUUAUAAAAGACAGAAUAAUGGACAUGAUUAGUUUCAAGAAAGGAGAGGAAGAGGCCAGUCACGAUGACAAUGUGGUGACGCUCUCUGUGAAUCUGGACGAGCCUCUCAAACAGGACACAAGCUCUUCCCAGCUGAACUAAAUGUGCCAUGAGUCUGCCAGACUCUUUCGAAGAAAACUGUGUCGUUAUUACACACAUAACAGAUUCUGUUGAAAGCCUAAUUAAUGCUUUAUUGGCAAGAUGAAGACUUGUAAGAUAUUCCUCGUAAGAUAAGCUGUGAAACUUUCCAGGCAAGAAGAGGCUUCCUUUCAGAUUUGGAAAGCACAUAAAGAAUUCCUUCUUGUCUGGAGGGCAUUGUACCCAGUCGGCAGUCUUGGCAUUUAGUCAUUCAAUGCCUCACGUGCUCCAAAAAUGGCAGUGGUUAAUUAAGAAAACAGUGUGUGUGUUUUUUCAACAACAAAACCAAAACCCCGAGUAGAUGUGCUUAUGAUGGAGGUAAUUGCUGGUAACGUCACUUCUUGGUUUCUUUCCUUCACAUGUGAGCUUGUGUCACUUUGUUUUGCAUUACGUAGCGUGCACCCACAAUAGACAUCCCCUAGGUUAGUCAUGGUGGUAGCCAACAGCAAUGGAAUGUAGGCCAGCUUUGCCCAUGCAGUGUCAAAUCUUGUCCAGCUUCACCAUAUAUGCGCAUCACUUUAUUCUUUACACCGUCACCCUUCAGUUCUGCAGGUAACAUUCACGGGAAAUGGACACUAGAACUGAAAAUUGAUACAAGAAGCUGGAGUAACUCAGCGGGUCGGACAGCAUCUCUGGAGAAAAGGAACAGGUGGUGUUUCGGGUGUAAACCAGCAUCUAUGUCUAUCUUUGAUUUAAACCAGCAUCUGCAGUUCCUUCCUACAUCAGAACUGAAACGCCAGGUUCAAUUUCGAUUUCAAUUCAGAUGUCCCAUUCCUACUGGUUCACUUCCGUGACUGAGAAAUAUCCGUUUUAACAGCAUUUACUAAUACAGAGCAAUUACUCGUUUGUCCUCCCCCCCCCCCCCCCUGCUUGGUGCAAAUCAUGGCACUGCAUUGAAUUUGUGGACUGGUUGAAAGAAUUCUCCAUGAGUAACGUCACAUAGAUUAGAAAUGGAUUGAAACCUAUUAACAAGGGAGUGUUUCGUAGCCAAGCACCGAAUCAUCUUCUUAUCACAGUUCCAGAUGAGGUGCAAAGUGUUUUAUCAAAUCUAAGCAGCAACAAAUGCUGAGAUCCCCACUACAACGGCAAUCACGAGGGCUGGGAAUAAAUAUUCCCAGAGUGACCUUUAAGGAAAUAUCAAUUUACUGAAAUAAUCCAUAUUAUAGCAACGGCGCUAAAAGCUCUUCACUCACAAUGGAGUUAGCGGCAUUGUAAUGGCAGCCAAGUAUGAAGUAUUGAGUGCUCUUGUGUAAAAGAUACAACUAUUAUUGUUAAAUGGUAAGAAAAUGUUCUGUUUCAAGUCAGGUUACAGUGCGACAGUGAGGGAAAGUUUCUUAUUCUAAAUUGUUAAAUCAUUCGUUUAUACAAACCUAUAUCUUUCAGCAGUGAAUUCCUGGAACAACAUUGGCUGGCACUGACGUUUGCUCAUACAAAUUUUAUUUCUUUGUGUACCUAGAAGAAAUGUGGAUGUGUGUCUUGAAUAGAAAGUAUAUAAAAUGGUUACAGCCCAACAAACUUCAGUCCUGCAAGUUGUUCUUUGCAACGCCCAAAUUGCAGAUGUCCUCUGACCUUACAUGCAGAGAUGUUUCUGGUGCUAAAUGCUAGUAAAACAUAGGCUAUAAUUAUUUUUCAGACUCUUUGUGAAUCUAGUGUUCGUGAUAUUAAUGAAAGAGCACAUACUAUUUUACUCAAUUGAUUUGUCCACCAUUUUAGUUCGUCAUUUUAAUUUAAACCUGCAGUAAUUUCUCCUCUUGGCCAAUAUCCAUUGACUAAGCUUGUGCCACUUUAUCAACAUUUUACUUUAAUAUAGAAAUGUUGCAUUACUUUGUGUAUUGGCGAAAGCCAGCAUUGGGUCACGGCAUCAAAGCAUCAAAGUGUGGGGCGCAGCUGAUCAUCCCUGGUCCAUCAUUUUCAUAUGUUCAUUUGUAAAUAUUUGUAAAUGUCAGCCAGAUAAUUAAAGGAUUUAAAUGAA